Molecule: messenger RNA, 384 nt
Organism: Gongylonema pulchrum
Lineage: Eukaryota; Metazoa; Nematoda; Chromadorea; Rhabditida; Gongylonematidae
Source: the annotation of a GenBank genome assembly
UUGUCGGAAGUGCAACUGGAGAAGAUCGACACGCUGCCGCUGAUACAGUGCCGACUUGUGCUAGCCUCCGCUGGCAGCUCCCAUUCAUCGAUGCAAUCCAUUGUCACUCAUUUCAAGCGUGUACUCAGCCGUUCCGAAUCACGGCGCUUCUUCGGACGCCCGCUGGAAGGUUCGUCGCCACCUCAGCCAGUUUUGACGAUGAUCGACCACUUAAUCCUUCACGGAGUGGAUGUCGAAGGAUUGUUCCGGAAGUCACCCAAGCAGAGUACUUUGCGCAUGUUGAAAGCACAGCUUGACCGCGGUUCUGUUCCAGAUUUCUAUCAAUUCAAUCCGCACGUUACUGCUGCGCUGCUUAAAACUAACAUUGUGAAAUCACCUCAUUAA